Molecule: messenger RNA, 2528 nt
Organism: Syngnathoides biaculeatus (alligator pipefish)
Lineage: Eukaryota; Metazoa; Chordata; Actinopteri; Syngnathiformes; Syngnathidae
Gene: mcm5
Product: minichromosome maintenance complex component 5
Exons: 16
Coding region: 122-2335 (737 amino acids)
Biological process (GO): double-strand break repair via break-induced replication; DNA replication; DNA replication initiation
Cellular component (GO): MCM complex; nucleus
Molecular function (GO): ATP binding; single-stranded DNA helicase activity; single-stranded DNA binding
Source: RefSeq, a predicted model, not a curated record
UCGCGGGAAAAUAAACCGGAAAGAGUCCAGUUUUGCCGCGAAAAAGUGCUCGGCACAGUUGUUUGCACAUUUGACGUCGGUGCCUGUUUUUCUUCUCAAUAAGAAACCAACCCGCAGCAACAUGUCUGGCUUCGACGAUCCUGGAAUUUACUACAGUGAUAGCUUCGGAGGGGGAGAGGGACAAGGCCCAGAUGUUGGGGGACAAAAGCGGAUUCAGAUCAAGAAACGCUUCCGUGAAUUUCUCCGACAGUUUCGAGUGGGAACCGACCGGACUGGCUUCACGUAUAAAUACAGAGAUGAGUUGAAGAGGCACUACACCCUUGGAGAAUAUUGCAUUGAGGUAGAGAUGGAAGACCUUGCCAGCUUUGAUGAAGAUCUCUCGGAUUGUCUGUACAAGUUGCCCUCUGACAACUUGCCCCUGCUGGAGGAGGCUGCUAAGGAGGUAGCUGAUGAGGUAACACGUCCACGUCCAGCUGAAGAAGAGACUGUGCAGGACAUUCAAGUUAUGCUGAGGAGCGAUGCACAUCAUGCUUCAAUCCGUAGCCUUAAGUCAGAUCAGGUGUCUCGUCUGGUGAAAGUACACGGCAUCAUCAUCUCAGCCACCCCGGUUAAGGCCAAGGCUACCAAGGUGUGCCUGAAGUGUCGCAGCUGUCAUCACAUGCUCAACAACAUCUCGCUCCCGCCGGGCCUGCAGGGCUACGCUCUUCCUCGCAAGUGCAUCAAUGAUAGUGCUGUAAGAGUUAAGUGCCCUGUGGACCCUUACUUCAUCGUCCCGGACCGCUGCGUUUGUGUCGACUUUCAGACGCUCCGACUGCAGGAAUCGCCAGAUGCCGUGCCCCAUGGAGAAAUGCCUCGACACCUUCAGCUCUACUGUGACAGGUACCUGUGUGACCGUGUGGUCCCAGGCAACCGAGUGACCAUCAUGGGUAUCUACUCCAUCAAGAAGACGGCUGUUGUGAAGUCCAAAGGCAGAGAGAAAAGUGCUGGUGUGGGGAUUCGGGCAUCCUACCUGAGAGUCGUUGGGAUUCAAGUUGACACUGAAGGAGCAGGUCGGGGUGCUACUGGGUCAGUGUCUCCACAGGAAGAGGAGGAGCUGAGAUCUCUGGCCGCUUCCCCUAACAUUUACACCUCCCUGGCUUGCUCCGUUGCUCCCUCAAUCUACGGCAGCGAUGACCUCAAAAAGGCCAUCACCUGUCUGUUGUUUGGAGGUUCAAGGAAGAGGCUGCCUGAUGGACUCACUCGCAGGGGUGACAUAAACCUGCUCAUGCUUGGAGAUCCCGGUACAGCAAAGUCUCAGUUGCUCAAGUUUGUAGAAAGAUGCUCGCCUAUUGGGGUUUAUACCUCAGGAAAGGGUAGCAGUGCUGCUGGUCUCACUGCGUCUGUUUUGAGGGACCCGGCGACUCGUGGGUUCAUCAUGGAGGGUGGAGCGAUGGUUUUGGCUGAUGGGGGUGUUGUCUGCAUUGAUGAGUUUGACAAGAUGCGAGAAGAUGACAGAGUUGCCAUCCACGAGGCCAUGGAGCAACAGACAAUCUCCAUCGCUAAGGCUGGCAUCACCACCACUCUAAACUCUCGAUGCUCCGUGCUGGCUGCUGCCAAUUCUGUUUUUGGCCGCUGGGAUGACACCAAGGGGGAGGACAACAUCGACUUUAUGCCCACCAUCUUGUCCCGAUUCGACAUGAUCUUUAUCAUUAAAGACACUCAUGAUCAUCAGAGGGACAUGACAUUGGCCCGUCACGUUAUGAACGUUCAUCUGAGUGCCCAGACACAAACAGAGGGUGUUGAGGGUGACAUUCCGCUGGCCACCUUUAAGAAGUACAUUGCCUUUGCCAGAGCUAAAUGUGGCCCUCGUCUCUCUGCUGCUGCUGCUGAGAAGCUGAAAAACAGAUACGUGCUGAUGAGGAGCGGCGCAAGAGAGCACGAGAGAGAAACGGACAAAAGAGCCUCCAUCCCAAUCACUGUCAGGCAACUGGAGGCCGUGGUGCGUAUUGCCGAGUCCUUGGCCAAGAUGAAGUUGCAGGCUGUGGCUGGAGAGGAAGAAGUGGAUGAAGCGCUGAGACUCUUCAAAGUUUCCACACUAGAUGCUGCCCUUUCCGGCAGCCUUUCAGGAGUGGAAGGUUUCACCACUCAAGAGGACCAGGAAAUGAUUUCCCGCAUCGAGAAGCAGCUAAAGAGACGCUUUGCGAUCGGGUGCCAGGUCUCCGAGCACAGUAUCGUCCAAGACUUCACCAAACAGAAAUAUCCUGACCACGCCAUCUACAAAGUCCUACACCUGAUGUUAAGGAGGGGUGAGCUUCAGCACCGCAUGCAGAGGAAAGUACUCUACAGAGUGAAAUAGAUGAUUUUCGUUCUCCGUUGCGUACAUAUUGCUGUAGGGAGUUGUCUUUGUAAGUUAGUAGUUAAGGGUGUUGCUGUUGCUCUGACGAGGUUUUUCUUAUUUUUUGGUUUUGUACCACAAAAAAAAAAUUCCACAUAUCUGCAUGCCCUGUUAAAAAAAAAUUGAAAUCAUAAAUAAAAUUUAAUCGAAAAUG